AAGAAGUGGCCAGCCAUUACUAGGGCCUACUCUGACGAAUCCACAUCAAAACAACCUAUUCAGAUCAGACCCGCGUCAUCUGAGGUCGAUGUGGUGGCUGCAGCUCUGCAACAAGACAGCAGGGUAUCGGCCCAAGCGACAUCUGAAUUGCAGCAAAUAAUCUUACAUCCUGAUGUGCUCAGCAAGUUGUCCGACUCAAUCUCCACUGCAAUUAUCUAUGGCCUAAAUGCCAGUACCAGUGUGGUGGAAACUGCGCAGGUUGUGUCAGUAUUAACACCUCACUCGCUAAAUGAGAGUAAUUGUGAAAUAGAACCUGCAGUCCAGGGGUCGGUGACUGGAGCUCUAACUGUGUUAUCAGGUGAGGCUUGCAUAAAUACUCACCUGGACAAGCCGGAAGUGCUAUUCAAUUCAGUCUCAGUCCCAAUAGGGGCCAAAGUUUCAGCCAACCAAAUUUUGGUGCAUAAAUACAUCGAUUUUCGCAUUCUGCUUAAUAGUAAACCAGAUGAUCAAAGUUAUCAACCACCUUUAAGCAAUAACUUAGGCAAUAACAUUUCCACAUUGAGCCCUGAGCCCAAGAAUAAGCCAAGGCACAUAAAUUCACUUAAGCAAUGGACCUCUGUAUUCCAGGUCUUUGUUGGGGUUUAUACAAGUAAAUUUCAAACAUCUGCACCAGCUUUAAUGAAAUAUGGGGAAAUAGUGCAAGAUCUGCCUUUGAGAGGAGGGGGCUGUCGUUAUUAUGACGAGAAUUUAAGAUACCUGAUGCAAAAGCAUCAUAGCACCCUCGCCUGGGAUGCAGUACACUGGGAGUUGUGGCUGCGUGCGCAGAUACAGGAUAAUUCGACCAGUGUUGGGUGCAAUCCAACAGCUGCUCAGUCAUAUCCUAAAGGAUUUUGCUGGCGCUAUCACAAAGGUCAAUUUUGUGGCGGUUGUGCCUUUAAGCAUGAAUGCUUUAAGUGCGGUGCAAAACAGGUAGCAAGCAGGUGUUCCUUUCGGUCGCAUGCAGCCAAGCCAGCCCCCUUAACUUCUCCUUCAGGUUCUCAAUCUACCAACCCUGGUAAGGUAAAUAAGAUGAUUCUUUAUUUUAAGGGGUAUAAUAUUCCAGUUGCACAAUUUUUAGGUACCAAUGACAAGGAACUGUUGAUUUGCCAUCUAAAAAUCAACAACAUCCAGAACAAGUUUGAAGAACUAGCUGCAACCAUCAACAAGAUAAGCGCUCAUAUAGUGUUUGUUAGUGAAACCAAGAUUGAUGCUAGCUAUCCUGACGAGCAAUUUUCUAUCCCUGGCUACGUAUUUUACCGAAAUCAUAGAAAAAAGGGUGGCAGAGGUAUAAUGGCUCUGGUAUCAUCUUUCCUUUCUGAGAAAAGGCUUAAACCAGAUAAGCACUAUAAAACACUCAAACUCAUAGCACUGGAAAUAAAGACUGUCUCUGGAAAUAUUAUUCUUGGUAUUUAUCGUCCACCAAGAUCUGUGUGCGGCGACUACCAAUUACUUCUUGAAAACAAACUCCUUGACAUCUGUAACUGGGCCAGCCUCCAAAGCAACACUGUGGUGGUAAUUGGCGACUUAAAUCUAGACAGAUUGCGCCCUGACAAGCCCAAGGGGAAUAUUUUAUUGGAUUUGGAAAACAAACAAGGUUUCAAAUGUUUAAUUACAAAAUCCACAAGAGUAGAGAAUUGA
This is a messenger RNA of Orbicella faveolata, 1677 nucleotides long. RefSeq lists its product as uncharacterized. Lineage: Eukaryota; Metazoa; Cnidaria; Anthozoa; Scleractinia; Merulinidae. The record is from RefSeq and is a predicted model, not a curated record.